Molecule: messenger RNA, 2571 nt
Organism: Effrenium voratum
Lineage: Eukaryota; Dinophyceae; Suessiales; Symbiodiniaceae
Source: the annotation of a GenBank genome assembly
AUGGCAGCUUCUGCAUGGGACGAAUUCGACCAACGAUGCGCCUCGGCCCACCGCCGCCACGGGGAUCCCUUCCCCCUUCCGCGGCUUGGCCGGCCGAGGCGAUCGUCCUCGCUGACGCGGAGGAUUGACAAUGCCUGUGGCAGUUUGAAUCAGCUCUCCUCAGCAGUUUUUCAACAGACCUCUUCCCCUACCACCUCAUCAAUCCUUCCUUUGACAAGUGUACAGCAGUCGAUGAUGCAGGAUAUUGCGAGAAGGGUGGAGUCCUAUGGCGGCCGUCCUGACAACUUGGAUGAAGAGGCCGCGCUUCGGGACAUGAGGGACAAAGCCAACCUGUACGGUCAGGAAGACAAGAAUGUUGUGCCUAUGUGUUUGGACCGCAUCAAGAUCCUUCAGAGGAGCCUUGACCCGAUCCCUGCAAUGGAGUUGGCUUCUCCAGAAGCGGGGGCCUUCCUCAGAGGCUUCGAGACCAUGAUUGAGCGGCCGGCUGAAGAGCUUGAAGCCCUCCGCAGCUCUGGCGGUUUGGUGGAACCUUACUGGGAUGCGGGGCUGCGGAAGGACCGGGGUCGGCGAGUCCAGCUCUACCAGAUGCUCUGGAAGUCAGGGCUCUUGGAUUUUCGAAGGAGGAGAAAGGCUCGAGUCGGGCUGUUCACAGUUCGGAAGAAACAGAACUGGCAACGAUUAAUUGUGGAUGCCAGGCAGGCCAAUUUUCUGCAGCAGGCACCACCCACAGCACGACUAGCCACAGCUGCGGGACUGGCUGCAGUUGAUCUCUCGGCUCAUAGUUUGGGCAUCGACGUGGAGGUGAAGCCAGGGAGCCCAGCGGUGGGCAUCUACGUUGACAAUGUCCAUGUGUUCGCAGCUGCAGUCCAGGAGAUCCGGCGAGAACUACGGUACAGUGAGCGCUGGCGUUUUGUGCAGAGCCCUGGUAGUCUCGACGCACAACCCUUGGGAGAAGAUCUCUGGGAUGCAGAAAGCCCCGCAGACGAGGCGGAUAUUUAUCACAAAGGAUCUGCUCCUUACGCGGGUGUUGGCAGCCGUACUGAAUAUGGGCAAGCCCUUGACAAUAAGUACAACCAAGCAGUUGAAGACCCCGUUUUUCAAAGCCGUCGUGACAGACUUUUUGGGACUCCACGGACUCGACCCCCAACCAUGCUGGAGGUUUUCCCUGUUCCUGAGGUAUCCAACUUUUGGCAUGACGCUACUAGGUGGGACCUUCUAGUUUCUUCUCCUUGGCAACACGUCAACGUGAAGGAAGCCCGGGUGUGUCUCAUGGGCCUGCGGAGAUUGUGCAGGACGUCUGUCAACCUCGGGAAGAUUGCCUUGACCCUAACGGACAACCUGGUUUCGGCCCUUGUUUUUGAAAAAGGGAGAUCCUCUUCAGGGCCCCUCAAUGCUUUAUGUCGUAAAGCGGCUGCGUAUUCUUUGGGUGGUUCCAUCCAGUGGAGGCUGAGACACAUCCGGAGUGAACACAAUUGCGCGGAUGCGCCUUCAAGACGGUGGGGGUCGGACCUACCACGAGUCAAGAGGCCGUUGCCUUCUCCUUUUCUGGGCAGACAUCUUACUGCCGCCUCUUUGGAGCAGACUACAGAGAAGGCAAUGGGCUCUAUGGCUCGCGGUGAAACCCCUCCAACUGUGGCGCAGUCCACGCGCCCAUUCCGCAAGGCGCCCCCGAGAUAUGUAUUGGAACUAUUCUCUGGCUCAGCUGUUUUGACACAAGCAUUAAAAGGACAUGGCAUGCGUACUCUCCCUGACAUUGACAUUUCCAAAGGCAAGGCUUUUGACUUGACUAUUCCUCGGGUGCAGUCUUACAUUUGCAGUAUGUUGAAAGCAGGGAUGAUUUGGUACAUCCACAUGGGGACUCCUUGCACAGUUUUUUCCCGGGCUCGGCACAACAUCAAGGACUUCCGCAAGGCGCGGCAAAAGGAGACUUUAGGGGUCGCUUGCGCUCUGUUCUCUGCAGAAGUCGCCCGGCUAUGCCUACGGAAAAACAUAUGGUUUUCUCUGGAGAACCCUCUCGGCAGUCGACUUUGGGAAUUUGGGCCCAUCCUUGAGCUCUUGAAGAACAAGUGCAUUUGUUUUGUGCAGUUCACCAUGUGUGCUUACAACACGCAAUUCAAGAAGCCGACGGGUUUGAUGACCAAUUGCCCCCACCUUUCCAGGCUGCAGGCGUUUUGCCCGGGAAACCAUGCGCAUACAGUUCUCAAAGGGACGGAAAGAGUUAAGAUUGAUGGGAAGUGGCUGAGCCGAAACCGCACGACAGGUGCGGGUGAGUAUCCGCGCAAGCUCUGCCAAACCUGGGCUCAGAUUCUUUUUGAACAGGCCCCGACCGGCAGUUUGGGCAGAACGUCGUUCAUUGCCCGCAAUGACUUUGAGGCAAACUUGCACGAGGCGGCCAAUAUCAGCGGCAGUCAGGGCCAACCUGACCUUGGCCCAAGCUGCUCGGCUGGGUGCUCGGAGAAUGCCAGUCCAGUCUUCAAUCAAGCACGGAAGUACAUCCAGACUCACUCCGUCAUCUUUGGCCAGUUCACCAAGGAUCAAAUCCGACGCGAGCAGUGCAAAAGGUCCAACUAG